Molecule: messenger RNA, 292 nt
Organism: Candidula unifasciata
Lineage: Eukaryota; Metazoa; Mollusca; Gastropoda; Stylommatophora; Geomitridae
Source: the annotation of a GenBank genome assembly
CACACUCCCAGACACGUUUGUGGGCAACACCUGCCUCCUCCGUCUCUACUCAUUCUACCGCCAGAGCCUAGCAGACGUUCUCCUGAAGGACAGAUUGGACUUAGCUUCCACAGAGCUGAUCCAUGAUCCUCUCUUGAAGGGAUUCCCCCAUGCUGCAGAUACUCCAGAUCUCAUGGAAUUAUUUACGCACGAAUGGAUCCGCAAGUUGCGAGAGGUCAAACGAGAGGAGAAGGUUAGCAGCACGGGUGGUAUAUUGGCUAAAAGUAUGACCUGUUUCACCUUUGGGUUGUCU